AACAUUCCCCCCACCAUCAUUUUUGCCUCCAUUUAGAGAAAAUUAAGAUUACCAGAGAGCUUAAUUUAUCCGAUAACCACAGAGCUUCGAACACUCCCACAUUCUCUCUCUCUCCCUCUCAAUGUUUCGCAGAUUCCUCGCCACCUCACUCUCUCGCUCCUCCCCUCCUCCCCUCCUCCACCUCCGCCCCAAAAUCCUCCAAACCCCCAACUCCCUCCUCCGCCCCUACCCGAAACCCACCCCCUCACAGUCACUUCCCCCCAACACCCGAUCCUUAUCCUCCCAUAUGGGCGACGCCCGCCGACCCGGUUCGGUUCCCAUUCCCGACAUCGAAAGAGCCGACCGCUCCGAGCUCCUCCGCGCUCUGGAGGCCUCUCUGGGCUCGGCCUUCAGCUCCGAGCCGCUCUGGCCCAGCCCCAGACCCCUAAUCAUCGUCAUCAGUGGCCCCAGCGGCGUCGGGAAGGACGCCGUCAUAAAAAAGCUCAAGGAUUCCAACGAGAACUUGCAUUUCGUGGUGACGGCGACGACCCGCCCAACGCGGCCCGGCGAAGUUCACGGCAAAGAUUACUACUUUGUGAGUAAAGAGGAGUUUUUGACAAUGGUGGAAAGGAACGAGCUUCUGGAGUACGCGUUGGUGUACGGGGACUACAAGGGGAUCCCCAAACAGCAGAUUAGGGAGGAAUUGGGGAAAGGGUACGACAUCGUUUUGAGGGUCGACAUCCAGGGUGCUCAAACACUGAGGAAGAUUCUUGGGAAUUCGGCCGUUUUCAUAUUUUUUAUGGCAGAGAGUGAGGCCAAGCUUGUGGAGAGGCUGAUUGAUCGAAAAACCGAGACAACGGAGUCGCUUCUUGUGAGGGUUGCCAUGGCUAGGGAGGAGGUGAAGCAUGUUAAGAAUUUCGAUUAUGUUGUGGUGAAUGCGGAGGGGAGGUUGGACAAUGCGGUUAAGUUGGUGGAGUCCAUUAUCGAUGCGGAGAAAGCUAAGGUGCAGCAGAAGAGGUCUGUGAUAUAGCUGUGGAGCCAUCCUAUAGCUUAACAAGCUUCCAGGUACAAUUAAGUUUUUUCUACUUUGAGCUGGAAUUUGGCUAAGAGAGGGACCUGAAGUGCCUAGUACUGCUUGUUUUUGCUGCAUUCUGUUUGUUGUGAAAGGCCAGAGAACGUUGUCAUAUCAGUUGGUACAUUAAAAGGUAUAUGCUGCUAUCUGUUUUUUACGUAUGUUAGCGACUGGUACUACUAUUCUAGAUGAUAACAGUGGAAAGACAUGGAAAUGGUAAUCUAGUUGCUUUUGUAGCCGGCCUCUUGUUUGAGUUUUCUGAAAGUCCCCACGUUCUAGAGAUUUCGUGGAACACCAAAAGAAGAAGAAUUAUUUGUCUAUGACUAUCUAGGUGUAUUCGGUACUUGCGCUACAAAAGCUUUGAAUGGUGAUGAAAUUUUUCGUCUCUAAUAACAUAUGUAUCUCAUUCUGAAUUGAAGAUUCAAUUUUACGUGUUGAGUUGAUAUCGUUGAUAGUUUCGAACUUUCGAUGCAGCCCCUCGGGAAGAUUGGUCAUGACCGAGCUCCCUAGCACAGCCAGAUUAGGUAGAAGAAUUUGAUCAAGUUGUCUAAAGUAUGUCUUCCUCCCUAGCACAGCCAAAUUAUCUUACUCAAGCAUCUGCCCUCCUAAACCUACUACCACCAACAUUUGAACACACCUAAUCCACAGGGACUCAUUCAACGCCCAGCACCUUAAACUUGAAAUCUACCCAAAACAGCAGACUUAUUCAAUACCCAAUUCUUAAAUGUUGCUUCCACCACUCAUUCCACUAUUACGGAAAGAUUACCUAAAACUUAGAUGCAAUUGUGGCGGUAUCCCGAAACAAUCAAAUACUUGAUUGGUUUGAAAUACAAUUACAAUGGCGUCCGGUUGCAGGUAAGUUCUUCUCGAUAUUUUGUUUUUCUCAUUGAUCAUACAACAUUCUUUUUUUCCUUCUCUCUGCUAUGAGUUAUUUUCUAUUAAAUGUGCUAAAUUGUUUCAGGCUUGCAGGAUUGAUUGCAGGUUUGCAUUGUUUAAAGACCCAGCAGAAACAAGAAUGUUCUGAUGUUGAUAACAUAAAAAAUAAAAGUCAACCAGUAUAAGUUUAAAGUUUUAUAUAAAACACUUGAAAGUUCGAGAAAUCUGUAUAUAAAAUCCCAAUUUCGAAGCGGUAAUUUUCAUGAGUAUCUAAAACACUAGUAACGUAAUGUAUUAUUUUACAUGUA
Messenger RNA from Pyrus x bretschneideri (Chinese white pear), 2235 nucleotides. Its product is annotated as guanylate kinase 2, chloroplastic/mitochondrial-like. The record is from RefSeq and is a predicted model, not a curated record. Gene Ontology annotation, molecular function: GMP kinase activity. Gene Ontology annotation, biological process: purine nucleotide metabolic process. Gene Ontology annotation, cellular component: cytosol. NCBI's taxonomy places the organism in Eukaryota, Viridiplantae, Streptophyta, Magnoliopsida, Rosales, Rosaceae.